Molecule: messenger RNA, 3245 nt
Organism: Microcebus murinus (gray mouse lemur)
Lineage: Eukaryota; Metazoa; Chordata; Mammalia; Primates; Cheirogaleidae
Gene: ZSWIM1
Product: zinc finger SWIM-type containing 1
Molecular function (GO): zinc ion binding
Source: RefSeq, a predicted model, not a curated record
GGUAUGAGCCAUGGCGCCUGGCCAGAUUUAUUGAUUUUAAAGGAAAUUGAGUAUUAUCAACCUAAUGGAGCUGUGGAGCCCAGUAGAAAACCAGAUGUCUUUAAUUCAAAUUUUCCCUCUUUCUACCAGCCAAUCCUUCAAGGUUGGUUUCAGGUUGCCUUAUAUUCUAGCAAGAGGAGCCCAAAUAGACUGGGAGGUAAGAAACUUCAAUCCUAGACUUGACUGCCAGCAACUUGCUGGGGGACUGUGGGCAAGUCCCUAAUUUCUUUGACCCCAGUUUCCUCAUCUGUAAAAAUUAACAUGUUGGUCUGUUCUAAUCUCUAAUUUCUCCUCUAGAUUUAUACAAACAUUUUUCAUGCAGUAAUAACUGCCAACGCUGACUUGGUGUUGCUAGUUAGUAAUCUUAAUCAUCUAAAGCCUGAUAGCCACUCAGCUUUCUAGGUCUGCUAUCUUCAGGGAAACUGAGGACGAAAGAAAGCAGUCAGCUCUUGCACUAGUUCCCCAGGACCUUAAACAAGUCACAGAGCCAUUCUGCACCUGUUUCUUCUGUAAAGUUCCGGAGGGGGUUGAGCUGGAACACCAAGGUUCGGCUUGCUCAAGGGGAUCUGAAUUUCCUCAACUCCAAGGGUUGGGCUUCUGACCCUUGAGGGAGAGGCAGAACUUGAGACCUGAGCCUCAGUUCCUGCAUAAGGUGGAGUAGACAGUACAACUUCAUGUGCACCCUUUCCUAACCCCCUGCGGCUUUGGAAUUUGAAGCACACAAAAAAAAAGUUUCUGUAAAAUACUGCUAUUUAUUUUCCUUUGCAUUUUCGGCCUUUGAGGGAGUUUCCAUAGUAACGUGCCCUUUCAGUCGUCUAGCCUGAAGGGAGGCUCCAGAGUUCCAGCCUCAGGGCUCAGACUCGCCCAGAUGCACGUGUCCUCGGACUUUAAUUGGUUAUCGCCAGCCGAGCCCCUGGUAACCCUGGCAACCCCACCCGCCCACGAAUCGCUGGGCUACGAUUGGCCUGUGAUACUAAAGCCCGAACGCGAACUGCUCAGGCCAUUGGCCCGAGUCACUGCAAAGCUGACGCUAUGGUUGGUGAGCCUGGACGUCAGUCAGAGUCGGAGGCAGGGUCAAAUAGGGAGAAAUGGCGACGGAGCCAGGCUGUGGGUGAGUGAUUUCUGAAGGGGUGGAGGUGUGAGGCAGCUGAUCACCGCGGCCCUUUCUUGGGGAAAGAUCUGGGAACUACAGUCUAGCCUCAGGCCUCGGCUUACUAGAAGCUUGACCGACUCAAAGCCUCAUGGACAGCAGUCCCACGAAGAAACUAUUUUGAUUUGAGCAUUUAGUCAUCUCCCAUCUCCCCCAUGGCCCUGACAAUGCUGAAUGGGCUUCUGGUUAAUGACUUAAGCCCACCUUUGCUGCUGCACCAGGUGACCAAGACUGCCCAGUUAGAUACUUUCAACUACCAGAGCUGCUUUAUGCAAGGUGUCUUUGCCCGUUUCCCUGAGAUCUUAUUUAUCCACCGGACCUACAACCCAAGAGGCAAAGUGUUAUAUACCUUCCUGGUGGAUGGACCUCAGGUACAGCUGGAAGGUCAUCUUGCCCGGGCAGUCUACUUUGCCAUCCCUGCAAAGGAGGAUGCUGAAGGCCUGGCCCAGAUGUUCCAGGUGUUCAAGAAGUUUAACCCAGCAUGGGAAAGAGUCUGUACUAUCCUGGUGGAUCCCCACUUCCUCUCUCUGCCCACCCUAGCCAUGGAGUUCCCCGCAGCUGAGGUCCUGCUCUCAGCCUUCCACAUCUGUAAGUUUCUCCAAGGCAAGUUCUAUCAGCUGUCCCUUGAAAGGCCUGUGGAAAGGUUGCUCCUGACCUCCCUGCAGAGCACGAUGUGCUCAGCCACAGCAGGCAACCUGAGAAAGCUGUAUACCCUCAUGAGCACCUGCAUCCCCCCAGCCAAGCUACCCGAGCUGCACUCCCACUGGCUGCUCAACGACCGUAUCUGGCUGGCCCACCGCUGGAGAAGCAGAGCCGAGAGCAGUCGCUACUUCCAGAGCCUUGAGGUCACCACCCGCAUCCUCAGCCAAUUCUUUGGCACCACCCCAUCUGAGAAACAGGGCAUGGCCUCUCUGUUUCGAUACAUGCAGCAGAACUCUGGAGACAAGGGAAGCUUCCACUUGGGCCUGAGUCCCCAGAACAAUCUUGCCCCAUCAGACAUCAGCCCUGAAAGCCACAAAGUGGAGCAGUUAGUAGAAUCCCGCAUCCAGCACUCCCUCAAUGCCAUCUGCACAGGGCCAGCGGCCCAGCUCUGCCUGGGCGAGCUUGCCGUGGUCCAGAAAUCCACACACCUCAUUGGCUCUGGCUCAGAAAAGAUGAACAUACAGAUCCUGGAAGACAUUCACAAGGUGCAACCCCAGCCCCCUGCCAGCUGCAGCUGCUACUUUAACCAGGCCUUCCAGCUGCCCUGCCGCCACAUCCUAGCCAUGCUCAGUGCCCGCCGCCAGGUCCUCCAGCCUGACAUGCUCCCUGCUCAGUGGACAGCAGGCUGUGCCACCAGUUUAGACAGCAUCCUGGGCAGCAAGUGGAAUGAGACCCUGGAUAAGCACUUGGCAGUGACUCACCUCACUGAGGAGGUAGGUCGGCUCUUGCAGCACUGCAGUAAGGAGGAGUUUGAGCGGAGGUACAGCACCCUGCGGGAACUGGCCGACAGCUGGAUCGGCCCUUAUGAGCAGGUCCAACUCUGAUUACUCUCGAUGCCCAGAGAUGCUCGUGCAUGUGCACACACUCACGUCCACCCCUACACACACACAAACUCGCACUCACACUGUUGUACUUCCGUGGGCCCUCCUUCCAGAAUAAGGACAAGGGUCUUUUAAUCUACCAUAGCCUGCUACCUGGAAGGUGUCUAGCCCCUAGAGGGCCCAAUAGUAUUAUAAAUACUUUACAUUGUUGGCCACAUACAGUCCCUGUUGUGUAUUCUUGAUUUUGUUUUGAUAACCUUUUCCUAAGGUAAAAACCAUUCUUAUCUCAAGGGUCAUACCAAAGUAGGCAAUUUGUGAUCUAAGAUAAGAAAUUGGGUGGUAAGACUGAGGCCUGGGGCUUGGUAACAGCCACCCUAGUCAUGAGAUGAUUCACCUGACCCAUCUCCCUUGAGAGAGCUGGCCUAGGAGCCUUCCCACAGAGGAAAAGGCCCCUCAGGGGAUUUGGCUUAGCCAGGCUCCCGCCAUCCCCCCCCCCAUCCUGGCAUCAAUAAAAUUUAAUGUGGCAUAUUUUA